This is a messenger RNA of Fusarium mangiferae, 435 nucleotides long. RefSeq lists its product as uncharacterized. NCBI's taxonomy places the organism in Eukaryota, Fungi, Ascomycota, Sordariomycetes, Hypocreales, Nectriaceae. Bases 1 to 435 code for a protein of 144 amino acids. The transcript is spliced from 3 exons. The record is from RefSeq and is a predicted model, not a curated record.
AUGGAUGCUACCAUGUCCGUUAUCAAGACGCUCAUUGUUCCCGCUGUAAUCUCCUUGAUACUCUUCAUCCUCCUCACAUACGUCCUCAUUCCCCUCUGGCGCCGAUAUGCCCGAUACAGCCAGUAUCUACCUCUCGACACACUCUCUUCCCAGACAUCGUCUCUGCGACAGCGCAUUACGUCCCGAAUAGCCACUUGGCGUUCCAAUCGCGCAGUCGCAUUCGCAUCCGAGGACGUCUCCGAUGAUGGGCUGGAAGACGAUGAUGGAGAGGAACUUGGGAGCGUCGACGAGGAUACGUGGCGCCAGAUGGAGGCUGAUACUCGUGCUGCACGGCCAGACAACGCCAGGCGAUUAAGUAGAGAUCUUGAAGAAGGUUUUAGGGACGAUAGCGACGAUGAGCCAGACCGGCUUGCAAGGAAUAAUUUUAGAUCAUAA